AUGGAUUCAUGUUACCAUGAUCAGGGUACAGCAGAGAAUCUGGUCGACCAUGAGAAGCACUCGAAUCAGCCACGGUCUACUAUGGAUGAAAACAGACCCAAUCUACCCAACCCGCGUCGUGUCGCUUCCUUGGCUGCUUUCGACCGAGACCUCGAUUCAUCCGAGUCUAUUCCAAGCGACCAUAGCUCCCUAUACGAUGCUGCUAGAGCAAGCUUUGCGCUUGAAGACGAGGAUCAGACUCUCAGUCAUGGUGUAAAACAGGACAGCGAGGUUAGAGGUGGGAAGGCCGCCAAUGCUCGGUCUUUGGAUUCGUCUGCAUUAUCACCGUCGCAUUUAAGGUCGAAUGGACCUCCUCAUCCCCUGGAGACGAUCACUGAACAGCAAAGCUCGUCGACGCUACGGCGUUCCCGUUCGGUUUCGCAGGCUCAUGAGAGUCAUGCUGGGAGUGAUUCGCCAUCAAAGGAACCCAGGCGGUCGAGCUUUGCCGCUGCCGAUCGAGUGCGACGCCGCAAAAACGUCUCCUUCGAUGAGAGUGGCAGUGACUUUGGGGCUUCGAAUUGGCAGCAGGGCAACUAUUCCCCUGCACUUCCUACUCAACCUGUAUAUCCUCCUCCUGCCCGAUCCCCAACUCCGCCUGGACUGCCGUCUUUCGGCUCUAUUGAGGCUCUCAAUUACUCUUCUCGCUUCACAAUUGAAUCCAGUCCGACGAGUCAAGGUAGACAACGUCAACGAAGCCCCGGGUCCACAGAUGGGUUCUUUCGGAGGAGGAGUCAGGGCGGAGCACUACGAAGAUUCUUAGGUUCCCUGCCACCAUCAGGCUCUUCAACGACACUUCCGAUGCAUGCCAUUGCCAGAGCAGAUGAUGGAACCGCUGUCCGUGGGCGCUUUCCAUACCGGCAGAGUGGUCAUGGUGUGGACUUGACGAGGUCGCUUGAUCGACAUCCCUUUCACAGAAGCCAUCUGCCCGUCGCCACACCUAUACAUCCAGAUUCAGUGUCUCGCACUGGUGAAUCCAGAAGAUCAAAAAGCGGCGACAGCCAUGAGGGAUUCAGACCUCCCGUUGACUCGCAGGUACAAACUGUUGGGUCGUCUCCAUCUAAUCCUACUGCAGAACGCCCUGAGACAGCCGAGCCACGGACAGUGACUGUGACAUCUGGGGUCGGGGAACGACCUUUAUCAUCAUCUCAGCAUAUCUUUGAAGCCCAUGUGCCACAAGGAUACAACAGAGUUUGUCCUCCUAGCGGCAAUGCGAGCCGUAACACUCCUGUGGUUCCAAGCGUUGGUGCGGAGGCAUUAAAUCCAGUCACAUUGCCAGUAGCAAGUCCAGGGAUGGCAACCACGGACGGGACGUCAGAGACGACAGGUGAUAACCACCGGAAGGCCACAAGUUUUUGGAUAGGAGUAUGGAAGAACAUUACUGACGCGUUUUGCUGUGUGGCGGAAGAGGAGGAAGAGGAGGACACGACCAGAGCGUUAUAUAGGGACGGGAACCAAGCAUCAUUGUCAUCCACAGCACUGGCUGGUCCACAAUCGCGCACUCGCGGAAGCGAGGUCAGCCAGGCCGGACGUCGAUAUUCUGGCCCGUGGAGACCAGCGUAUGGAUUUCAUCCGGGGGAGACGUCUGCCAGUUCGAACUGGAUCCUCAAGUUCGCUCACAGGAGGUCUUUUGACCCAUGGAGAAAUAGAAACCAUAUCCUAGACAAACUCACUAGCAUGUUAGGUAUAUGUACUGACAGUCCAGUCAGUACAGACAAGACAGACAGACAGUCGGUCUUAGUAUUAAUUACUAAGUACUACAAAAGAGAAAGAGAAGAAAGGCAGGCAGUAGGUAUAUGGUAUGGCAAGAUGAAUGGGAAAGAGAAAAAAAAACAAAAGAAUGCUUUACACACACAGAGUCCGAAAAGAAAAGGGGAAAAAAAGGGGAAAGAGGAGAAAAGAGGAGAAAAGAGAAGAGAACAGCAGAGCAGAGAAAAAAAAUGA
Messenger RNA from Rasamsonia emersonii CBS 393.64, 1980 nucleotides. RefSeq lists its product as uncharacterized. The transcript is spliced from 5 exons. The coding region runs from base 1 to 1980 and encodes 659 amino acids. The record is from RefSeq and is a predicted model, not a curated record. Lineage: Eukaryota; Fungi; Ascomycota; Eurotiomycetes; Eurotiales; Trichocomaceae.